Cryptotermes secundus is the source of this 1094-nucleotide messenger RNA. RefSeq names its product protein takeout. The record is from RefSeq and is a predicted model, not a curated record. The coding region runs from base 38 to 787 and encodes 249 amino acids. The transcript has 6 exons. NCBI's taxonomy places the organism in Eukaryota, Metazoa, Arthropoda, Insecta, Blattodea, Kalotermitidae.
GGACUAGAAUGGAGCAGUAGGAAGGUCAAAGCCCAAGAUGCAGGGUUCAACUUGUGCUGUUCUGACAUUCAUCUGCGUGUCUGGAGUCCUUGCAUCCCUGCCACUGCCCAAGUACAUCAAACCGUGCUCGAGGAAUGAUCCGGACAUUGACGAGUGCGCGAAGAGGCACGCGAAAGAUGUGAUCUCACACCCAGCACUAGCACAAGGCGACAGCAAGUACAAGUUGCCGCCACUCAACCCUCUCGAAAUAAAGGAGUCCAUUGUGCGAGACAAGAGAAUGACACUGACACUGAGGGAUCUCAAGAUCUACGGGCUCUUGGGGGCUGAGGUGGAUGCCAUACGCUAUGACUUCGAGAAGCAUCACAUGCAGUUCUUGCUGAAUUUCCCGCUUGUCACGGUGCUCGGGAAGUAUGAGACAGACGGACGAAUCCUGCUACUUCCCAUCAAAGGAAAUGGCAACAUCAACAUAACGGACGUGAACCUCAACGUCACGUUCGACACAGACUACUCCCUGCAGCAGAUCCGCGGGAAGACCCACAUGAUUCUCGAGAACGGCAAGUGCACUGUUUGGUCCGGACGAACGUACGUCCACUUGACGAACCUGUUCAAUGGCAAUGAAGUUCUGGGUGCGCAGGUGAACGCUUUCAUCAACGAGAACUGGAAAGAUUUCCAGGAUGCGGUGUCUCCUGCUUUCGCUGAGGUGAUCGCACGCACAAUUACCACCCUGGUGAACAACAUGGCUACCCUUGUUCCUUACGACGAAGUGUUCCCCGAGACCGUCUCGUGAGGGGCGCCCUCCAGUGUUCCGAACGGAGGGCGUGCGUCUCCAGCCUCGGGUGACAACACGGCUGGCUCUCUCGGCGCACCCUGGGCACUGCGACCAGCCCUUUCAAACGGACUCAACUCAGCUGCUGUUUCCCCAAUUUUUCUCCUGAGGAGGGAAACGGAUACAGUCCCGGAAACGUUGUGUUCUUUCAGAAUUCUGGGCAAUGAACAGAGUCCAGCAAUGUCAGAACUCCUCACUCUCCGUCUCCAGAGCUCGGCUUCACUGCUGUAUUUUCCUUUUAAAAUAAAUCACUUCCAUUCUCGCUUGA